Molecule: messenger RNA, 1112 nt
Organism: Penicillium brasilianum
Lineage: Eukaryota; Fungi; Ascomycota; Eurotiomycetes; Eurotiales; Aspergillaceae
Source: the annotation of a GenBank genome assembly
GGGCCGAAUCACGACACUAAUAAGGAUGUCGGCUACGGAAAGCCCGGUAUAACUACUCCAUAAGGCUGGCUGGUGGGUAAAUAAAAGCGUCACGAUCCCGUCAUUCAGCAGGUAUCUUCAUCUACUUAGGUCUUCAUUGUUUCUCUAUUAUUUAUCUUUAUACUUUCUGCUCAAACCUUCCCUUGAUCUCCCUUGCACUGCCCGCCACAGACACCUUCACUCCACGAAAAACCACUCCUACCGAUCAUCCAAUCUACAAUGAAUCUUCUCCACCUCCUCCCACUCCUCCUCCAAUCCCUCCCCCUCUCGAUCGCCGCUCCGGUCAACAAAUCCUUCAACCUAGUGACAUCUAGCACCAACAGCGCCCAUAACAACCUCUACCUCUCUACCCAACCCACGGGCCCGCUAAACAGCAACCCUGUCUUCCGCGACGCCGCAAAUGCCGCAACUUUCGACCUCUCCAACACGACUGUGCACUACGAGGCACCUAACAAGGCACCUUGGGAGCUAGCGUUAGUAAAUGGGCAUACUCUACAGGGAAGCGUGGAGGUUAGCGUAAGCCCCAGUGCGGGGGUUGCGGUUAGUACGGGGUUCAGUAUUGCGGAGGAUGGAGGGUUGGAGGUGGAUAGCGAGAGGUGGGGUGGAUGGUUGGUCUGCCCGGGCGAGGGUACGUCGCUGUUGGAGUUAUCUUAUCAAGACUCUACUGUGGGAAGUGGGGUGCCGGACGGAUGUGAUCAGGUUCAGUUGAAUGCUGUUUUCAAGAGUGCAUAGGGAGCUCCCAUUUGGACUUGAGUUUUAAUGAUGGGCUCUUCUUUCCAAAAUUUACAAUUUUCUGCGAUGGGGAGGAGGCUUCGGCUUCCCCACAAAUAUCGUGCCCUUGGGAGGUAAUGCCUGGUUGGACGACCAUUCGUACUAACUCGUAUGCCUUAAGACUAGAUGCAUACUCACUAGAACGGAAGACGCUGGGAUUUUCUCUAGACAUACUGUUGGCCGUUAUGCACAUACUAGCUAUGAGCUUCUUCUAUGGUAUGAAAAUGUAUAUUCAGAAUAAAGAAAGCCCAUCACCAUAGAAAUAAACUGGGCAUAUCAAUGAAUAAAAACAAAUUACCGCU